UGUUGGUGACAUUGGGUGGACUAGCAAGGACUGUAAGCUACAGCCCACGUCUCCGCCUUCGCAGUCUGGCUGCUACAGGAUUCAUCUCCGCCAGUGGAAAGCAGUUACCGUCAUGGACGAAGCGGAGGACGGCGACGAGGACCACAAUUUCCAACAGCAGGGCGCGGGACAGGUUAGGGGAGUCGACAGCGGAGGCUCCCGUGACUGUUCCAAGAUGAAGAACGUAACACCAGGAGGGGGAGCAGCAGUGUGCAAGAACUCCAACAACAAUGAUCUCCCUCUCUCACACGACAAGGAAUCCGCGCCUGUCUCGUGUGGAGGCGCCCCAGUAGCAGCUCCGCUUUGCCAAGGAGAUGCCCAGGGCUUUGGCGACUCAAUUAGCAGGGGCAGGGGAGAUAGGACCGCGGGUACAAGCUUGAGGACCUCGGCGGCUGGGGUGGAAGGUGAGGAUGACAUCGGCAUGAAAUGUGCAGUAAACGGAGAUUGCAGGAGAGACACGGCGAUGAGCUUGCCUUCAACUCUGUCUAAACAGGAGAAGCAGACAGGUGGGAUGCUCGCACCUGACGACGAAAAAAAAACAACUACACGUCACUCCACAGCCGCCAGCAUGGACGGAUCGAUUACUUCAGUCGGCUCCUCGGUCCGUGGACAAGGGGCCGAGACCGCGAGCAUAGGAGCUACAACUGCCGGGGUCACCGCCGCCUCGGAGAAAAAGGACUCUCGAGUUUCCUUUUCAAAUGCCCCGAGCAGAAAGCCGUCCGGGCCUGAGCAGAGCAGCGCGUGCAACCCAAACCAGCAGCCUGUCACGAUUACCAAAUCUGAAGAUGGCCAGAUCGUGGGGGAUGACGGGGAACCCAGAGACAGUCAAACUUAUAUGCAGAAGCAGUUUAGUUCGAUGCUUCAGCCGGGAGUUAAUAAAUUCUCCCUGCGCAUGUUCGGGAGUCAAAAAGCGGUGGAAAAGGAGCAAGAGCGCGUGAAGUCGGCAGGCAACUGGAUUAUCCACCCUUAUAGUGACUUCAGGUUCUACUGGGACUUUACAAUGCUGAUGUUCAUGGUGGGUAACUUGAUUAUCAUUCCUGUGGGCAUCACGUUCUUCAAAGACGAGACCACACCAGCUUGGAUCAUCUUCAACGUGGUGUCAGAUACCUUUUUCCUCAUGGACCUGGUGCUCAACUUUCGCACAGGCAUCGUCUUCGAGGACAACACCGAGAUCAUUCUCGACCCCAAAAAGAUCAAGAAGAAGUACUUGCGGACUUGGUUUGUAGUGGACUUCAUCUCGUCUAUACCAGUGGAUUAUAUUUUUCUCAUCGUGGAGAAGGGGAUGGACUCCGAGGUUUACAAGACGGCCAGGGCGCUGCGCAUCGUGCGCUUCACCAAAAUCCUCAGCCUUUUGCGACUUCUGAGACUUUCCAGACUCAUUCGUUACAUCCAUCAGUGGGAGGAGAUCUUCCACAUGACCUAUGACCUGGCGAGUGCCGUGAUGCGGAUCUUCAAUCUGAUUGGCAUGAUGCUGCUGUUGUGUCACUGGGACGGCUGCCUGCAGUUCCUGGUGCCCAUGCUGCAGGACUUCCCCUCGGAUUGCUGGGUCUCCCUCAACAGGAUGGUGAACGACUCAUGGAGUGAGCUGUACUCCUUCGCCCUCUUCAAGGCCAUGAGCCACAUGCUGUGCAUCGGCUACGGGCGGCAGGCGCCGGAGAGCAUGUCCGAUAUCUGGCUCACCAUGCUCAGCAUGAUCGUGGGGGCCACCUGCUACGCCAUGUUCAUCGGCCACGCCACCGCGCUCAUCCAGUCGCUGGACUCCUCCCGUCGCCAGUACCAGGAGAAGUACAAGCAAGUGGAGCAGUACAUGUCCUUCCACAAACUUCCAGCCGACUUCAGACAAAAGAUCCAUGAUUACUACGAGCACAGGUACCAGGGCAAGAUGUUUGACGAAGAGAGUAUUUUGGAAGAGCUAAAUGAACCACUGAGAGAGGAGAUCGUCAACUUCAACUGCCGUAAGCUGGUAGCCUCCAUGCCACUAUUCGCAAAUGCUGACCCGAACUUUGUGACAGCCAUGUUGACAAAGCUCCGAUUUGAGGUCUUCCAGCCAGGGGAUUACAUUAUUCGGGAAGGAACUAUUGGCAAGAAGAUGUACUUCAUUCAGCAUGGAGUUGUGAGUGUUCUUACCAAAGGCAACAUUGGCAUGAAGCUAUCUGAUGGAUCCUACUUUGGAGAGAUUUGCCUCCUGACGCGCGGGAGACGCACCGCUAGCGUGCGAGCAGACACCUACUGUCGCCUCUACUCGCUGUCGGUGGACAACUUCAACGAGGUGCUGGAGGAGUACCCCAUGAUGAGGAGGGCCUUCGAGACAGUUGCUAUCGACAGACUAGACAGGAUCGGCAAAAAGAACUCCAUUCUGAUGCACAAAGUCCAACAUGACCUAAACUCUGGAGUGUUCAACAACCGUGAGAAUGAGUUGAUCCAGGAGAUCGUGAAGUACGACCGGGAGAUGGUGAAGCUGGUGGACCUCCAAAGGCCCCAGGCCAUGUCCAUGACUCCCUCCGUCCACGGGACCAUGGUCCCAGCGUCCUGCCAGCCACCGACCAGCUCGGCCAUUGCCAGUCUCCAGCAGGCUGUGGCCAUGAGCUUCUGUCCCCAGAUGGCGAAUCCUCUGACGGUCCAUGGAGGUCUCCAGUCUCCCCAGAUGGUGCGCCGCUUUCAGGUGGUGCAGAACGUGUCAAGUCCUGGCACGCAGCAGAUUCCUCCAGGCUCCCAGUUCUCCACGGCGGCUCUGGCCUCGGCUCUCGCCGGCACGCCCAUGCAGAGCCCCUUGGCCGCCGGCAGCCGGACAUUCCAGUACAACUCCAGCUCCUUGGGGGCGCCCUCGGGAUCCCAGCUCUCCCUGGUGCAGCAGCACAUCCCCAGCCCCACUUACAGAGCCGCAGGGCCCAAGAGCGCCAUGACCCAGGACGCCCGAGCCCUCUCUGUCUCCCAGCCCUCUUUGCCCCAAGAGGGGGUACAGCCAGCUGCUCUGAGCCCGGCCCCUUCCACGCGAGUCUCCUCCACCUCCAUUGGACCUGCUCAGAACCUCCCUCCCGCAGCCUUGAGACCCACGCUUCCUCCCAGGAUGACGCUUCAGCACCAGAUGUCAGUUGGAGCAUUCCCGCCAGCCUCCCUCCCACAGAUGAGGCCCAUCCCGGACUCGGGACUACCCAAGAAGGAUUCCGUAAUUAGCCUUCCGGACACGGACCAUCACAUCAGAUCUAGAUUAUCUUCUAAUUUGUGAUCUUGAUGAAGCUGGGCAGGUUGCGGAGAUGCCGGCCGGGUUUUAGAGUGAUUCCGUUGUUCCACAGCAUUUGGCCCCUUUUUGACAAAACGUGGAUCUCACGCCGAGAACGUUUGUAAUGCCUGGUGACAUGAGGGCGUGACUAGCACCACCGGACAGCAUCCUAAUAAUCAUACAAAGUCUGUAAAAUUGACGAUUUAAACAUCACUGAGAUGUUUCUGUUGUACCCACAACCAUAAACAUCAAUGUAGCUUCUUUCCACACAGUUUAUCCUCUUUAUAAUUGCUUUCUUUAUUGUGGUUGUACUCUCAAACACUGGGGCUGAAACUCUCCCCAUCGUAUACUGUAGUUCGAACAAUGCACCGUAGGGUUGGGUGGGGUGGUGAGUCUUCACAAAAAAGAAAAUGAACAUCUUUACUCUUUAUAACCUGACCAUGUUAUAACAUCAGCAAUAUUAAAACUGCUACAGAAAGUGAGGGCAGAGCUGGUAGUGUAAUUGACAAUAUGCACAUUUUCACUGAUAAGAAGAGCUUUGUUUUUUUUUAUACCCUCCUUACCAAAGUUGGGCCCGAAACAGUGCUGUGCUGGAUCUAAACAAAUGAAACGACAAGCCAGCAGCAAAUACAGUUUUAUUGCCUUGACUUCUCCUAAGAAGCCAUAUACUUUGUGCAGGCCUGUGUGUGUCUGUGUGUGUGUUUUAAAUAUUCAAUUAACUAUUCACCCAUAUUUACAACCCAUAAUGAUGAAUUUAUACCCCAAGUUAUUAUAAAUUAUUAUAUAUGGAAAAAAUAAUAUUAAAACACCCUGGGGUUAGCUACAGUGGAAACAAAUUAUAUAAGGGAAGACUAUUGCUAAUAAUGGUUUGUGAAACUGAAGAAUACUGUAAAUACAUUUUUAUUUAUACAUAUUAGUGGCUGUAACACUUAAUCAACACUAGCAGUGUCUGCAGCUUCCAAGUGUUUCAGACUCCCCUAGUGGAUUUUCAGUGGUUCUCGCUGGCUAACUCUCAUUCACUCAUAUACUUUCCAUCCUAAUGUGAAGAGAACGUAGCAGCGUCCAGAUUGAGUCCCUACAUUAACCCCAAACCUCCUGUGCUCCAAAACGUUGGGAAAUGGCUCUGUGCCCAGUGAGUACAUCGUAUCUCAACAGGGCGCGCGGGGAUACACAUCGUGAACCACGUACGAGGGAAUCGGCUCCCGGCAAAUACAUAUUUUCUACGAAACGCACCAGGAUGCGCAAGUGCACACGCACGCAUCUGCUGUCCAUCAGGCGGGUUCAGCGAUUAACCAAUCCGCCGUAGCUACGUAAUGAGGAGACUUGGUCGCUUACUCCACGAAAAAGCCCUCAUUGAUUCUCCACGAUCUUCUUAAUCCCUGCCCUGUUUUACGAUGGCUGACUGUAAUCUCUUCUGUAGCCCCGUUCCCCCCUACUGCUUUUGCAAUGUGUUGUUCAACCAGGCAAACUAUCAGUAAUUACACUGCUGGCGAAAGCCUAUGACAUGUAAUACUUUCAAAGCAUUGUGGGGGUGUCCUGACGGAGGGCUGCAGACGAACAAUUUUUCCUCGCUUGCGACCUCUGAGAAUGGCCAAUAUCUGAGACGUGGCUAAAAUCAGCUUUAGGUUAUUUGUACUAUUUUUACAGGAUGAUUUUAAUUAGGCUAAGAGGUCCUAUUACUCAAACCUUUUAAAAUAAUUCCAAUGUGCCCCCCUUGUGUGCAAAGGUUAAAGGUUAAGACUCAAAUAGUUUUGCCGGUAUCUUCUACUUCAGUCUGUGGUGACAGGCACCCAAAAUCUCACAGAGGCCAAAUGAUCUUAAUCUGCAGGAGAACAAGAACAUCUGCUUUAGGAGACUUACGUCCUCAGCUCUUAUCUAGUGUUACACUUUGCCAAAUUCAAAGUAAUAUAUGAAGCAAUAAAAAAUGAUCAUUGAGCAUUUUACCCAAGGGAGGCAAAGGUGAUUGUCUGAGUUGUUAUUGUAAAGAAUGUGUGCCACACGUUUUGCUAUGCAUUCAGGCUGGGGAUAUCUUCUGUUCUGUACUUUGAGUUCAUCUUUGAAUAAAGAAAGAACAAGCUUG
Messenger RNA from Electrophorus electricus (electric eel), 5339 nucleotides. It is a transcript of the gene hcn2b, whose product is annotated as hyperpolarization activated cyclic nucleotide-gated potassium channel 2b. Gene Ontology annotation, molecular function: voltage-gated potassium channel activity. Gene Ontology annotation, biological process: sodium ion transmembrane transport; regulation of membrane depolarization; potassium ion transmembrane transport. Gene Ontology annotation, cellular component: axon; HCN channel complex; dendrite. NCBI's taxonomy places the organism in Eukaryota, Metazoa, Chordata, Actinopteri, Gymnotiformes, Gymnotidae. The record is from RefSeq and is a predicted model, not a curated record.